ACAUAAACUGGGAGAGAGGCGGCGUGAGUUUUUGCUUUUAGCAGUUGUCAGAUUUGCAAUUGGAUUUGUUUGAAUGUAGUUGUUGUUUCGGGAGCAAAUGAGAACGAGAAAGAGAGAAUAUUAACAGCGAAGGGGAGCUCGGCCGUUCAGUCUGAGCGUCUGAUCCGUCCGUGUGUGCACUGUUACAGAUCGGCGACACUAGAUUUAUAUCGCUUUUCAUUGUUUUGCCUUUUUUUUUAUUCGCAUGGAAUUUAUCAAGCAUCGCUGUUUGAUCGCUAUUUAUUUGCGUUACAGUUCAGUCCGGAUAGGGGGAUCUCGCCGCGUAUCUCACCGUGUAUGAAUUAUUAUUGAUAGGAGGAGGGGAAAAAAACGUGCAGACGGCAAUUCAUCUUUCCAGGGUUUUUGGUUGAUCGAGGCGUAGUCUAGUCAACCGCGCGUUUCAAAGCCAUUUCCAGGAGAAGCUGAGAGCAGACCGAGCGGUGCAGCCUGCUGGAGCCGAGGACGGAUCGCCCGGGGAAGGACUCCUCGUUCCUCAGGACGAUGGUGUUGGACAAGGAAGAGGGUGUGCCGAUGCUCUCCGUCCAGCCCAAAGGGAAACAGAAGGGGUGUGCUGGCUGCAAUCGCAAGAUUAAAGACCGCUACCUGCUCAAGGCCCUGGACAAAUACUGGCAUGAGGACUGUCUCAAAUGUGCCUGCUGUGACUGCCGCCUGGGGGAGGUGGGCUCCACCCUCUAUACGAAAGCCAACCUCAUCCUCUGUCGCAGGGACUACCUGAGGCUCUUUGGUACAACGGGGAACUGUGCAGCCUGCAGUAAACUGAUCCCAGCCUUUGAAAUGGUGAUGAGAGCCAGAGAUAAUGUUUACCAUUUGGACUGUUUUGCCUGUCAGCUUUGUAACCAGAGGUUUUGCGUGGGGGACAAGUUUUUCCUAAAAAACAACAUGAUUUUGUGUCAAAUGGACUAUGAGGAGGGCCAGCUGAACGGGAGCUUUGAGACACAGGUUCAAUAGUUGGAACCUCGUGGCAGCAACAAUCGGCUCCACACUUUACACACGAGAUGGAUGUUCUGCUGCACUUGGAAAAAAGACAAGCGUCUGUCUGCUUGCCUGCAAUACUUUUUAAGACCCCUUUAUCAGUCCCUAAGGACUCUAUUGUAAAUGUUCAACUUUUUGCCCCUCCCACACCCCAACA
Plectropomus leopardus (leopard coralgrouper) is the source of this 1189-nucleotide messenger RNA. RefSeq names its product LIM domain only 1 (gene lmo1). NCBI's taxonomy places the organism in Eukaryota, Metazoa, Chordata, Actinopteri, Perciformes, Serranidae. Gene Ontology annotation, biological process: positive regulation of transcription by RNA polymerase II. Gene Ontology annotation, molecular function: DNA-binding transcription factor binding; transcription coactivator activity. Gene Ontology annotation, cellular component: nucleus. The record is from RefSeq and is a predicted model, not a curated record.